GGACAGGUGAAGGUGGAUGAGAUUAGCCUUUGAGCAGUAAGAGAGCUGGCACACAACAGAUCUGUGGCAACUUGAAGGUGAUUUUAAAAGUUCAGCUCCGAGACACCAAUAAGGCAAGCGCAGUGAAGACAUUUUAGCAGGGGGCAUCAGUUUGCAAGCAGGCAAGCCUUGGAACAGAGAUCUACUGACAGGAUAGUUGAAGCUGCUGGGUCUGGUGGGACUCUCAUGAGGCAGGAUGCUGCCAACAACACCACCAACAGCUUGUAAGUUAUGCUGAGUCAGGCAGUCCAGCUGCGGCGUCAAUCUGGAGCACUGUCCCAAACGCUCGUUCAACACCCAGAAAACUCUGCGGUCGGCUGUCAGCAUUCGUCAGUCUGCUUCAGAUCUGUGGGGAGCAAGGGCUCGAUCCGACAGUCUGCUAGCGCUCAUCUUUGGUCAAGCACAGCUAGAAAGUUUGCCAGCGCCAAUCUGAAAGUAACUAGAAUGGGUUGGAGUAUUGACGAGUGGAGGGAGGGGCCCGGGGGUUGUGCGGUGGAGGCUCAUCCGCCUGUCAAGAGCAUGUCUCUGCUGGGGAACUGGCGGAUAGGCUCUGCGGGGUGGGGCCUCGGAUCUACCAGCUGCUCAAUAGAGGCUCGGAGAGAGCCGCCAUCCGCGCUCGGGAAGCGCAUCGCCUCAGCAGUCGCGGAAGUUCUCGCGGAGGCCUCGAAAGACGGGAAGAGCAACCGCACGACGAAGCAGCACCGGUUCUGGAAGAAGUCGGACGAGCCAACGCAGCAAUUCGACUUUGUAGUCAUCGGAAGCGGCGUUGCGGGGCUGAAGUAUGCUCUGUCAGUUGCGGAGCACGGGUCGGUAGCGGUCGUAACCAAGUCAGCCGCGCGGGAAAGCAACACGAACUAUGCUCAGGGGGGCAUUGCGUCGGUGCUUGAUUCCAACGACUCGGUUGACAACCAUAUCCGGGAUACGAUUGUUGCGGGAGCUUUUCUAAGUGACGAGCAGGCGGUGGAGAUUGUGUGUCGGGAGGGCCCUGACCGCGUGCGCGAACUGAUUGCCAUGGGGGCGUCGUUCGACAAGGGCGCCGACGGCACGCUGCACCUCACGAAGGAAGGGGGCCACUCGCACUCGCGCAUCGUGCACGCCGCUGACGUCACCGGGCGCGAGAUCGAGCGCGCGCUGCUGACGGCCGUCGCGAGCAGCCCGAACAUCAGCGUCUACGAACACCACUUCGUUGUGGACCUGCUGACGUCACAGUCGAACGAGGGGACCGUCUGCCAUGGGGUUGAUGCGAUCGACGUCGCAUCUGGAAAAGUCAUCCGAUUCUUGGCUUCGGCAACUCUGCUAGCCGCCGGGGGGGCAGGUCACGUGUACCCGAACACGACGAACCCUCUGGUCGCUACUGGAGACGGGGUAGCCAUGGCGCACCGCGCAGGGGGCGUCAUUGCGAACAUGGAAUUCGUCCAAUUCCACCCCACUAGUUUAGCGGAUGCGGCCCUCAAACGGGGCCCGAAAAGGGAGAACGCCUUUCUGAUCACGGAAGCUGUCCGCGGAUCGGGAGGCCUUCUCUUUAAUCAGGCGGGCGAACGGUUUAUGCCAAAGUACGAUCCGAGGGAAGAGCUAGCGCCACGAGACGUCGUGGCCAGAAGCAUCGACGACCAGCUGAAGCAGCGCGGGGAGAAGUACGUCCUGCUGGACAUCAGCCACAAGCCGCGCGAUGAGAUCCUGUCGCACUUUCCCAACAUCGCCAAGGAGUGCCUCAAGUAUGGCAUUGACAUCACACGGGACGGCAUCCCGGUCGUCCCUGCUGCGCACUACAUGUGCGGCGGAAUCCAGACUGGCCUGCACGGCGAGACGUCCAUCCGGGGCUUGUGGGCGUGCGGCGAGGUGGCGCACACGGGACUGCACGGUGCCAACCGGCUCGCCAGCAACUCGCUUUUGGAGGCCCUCGUCUUCGCCGAGCGGGCGGCGUCCCCGUCGAUCGCCCACGUGAAGCAGGCACGUGACUCGGAGUCACGUGACUCCGAUGUGCACGACGAAUUAGAAACGGUGGCCGGACGGUGGGAGCGCCCGCGGACGCGCAGCCCGCUGCAGACGUCCGAGACGGACGAGGUGCGGGAGGAGACGCGGCGGCGGCGCAAGCAGCUGCAGGAGAUCAUGUUCGAUUACGUCGGCAUCGUGCGCUCGACGGAGCGGCUGACCAAGGCCCUGAAGGAGCUGCGAAGCGUGAGAAAGGCGUGGGAGUCGUUCCUCGAAGAGCGGGGCUGGAGUGCAGGCAUUGUGAGCGUGGAGGUGUGUGAGAUGCGCAACCUGCUGGACGUCGCCAAGCUGAUUGUCCAGAGCGCGCUGGUCAGGCGGGAGAGCCGCGGCCUGCACUUUACCACCGACCACCUCGAAUACGUGGAGAGUGAGCGGCACCCGACACUGCUCUUUCCCGAAGGAACGAACUUGACGAAGUGGGGCUCGCAGAACAAAGAAUCGAACUCGAAGGCGGACAAAACCAGCCAGGUCGCUAUCUCCGCCUGAAUUUAGGGAGUCCGCCAAUCUAGAAGGUCGCAACGUCCGCUAGAGGACGUUGCCUCAAUAAUUCGCGCCAGAGGGGGAUUCUCACGAUUCGGUAGAUUCAGCUUCACAAUGAGCUGAACGGUAUUCUAGACGUAAUAAGGUCAGAUUGAUGCUUCGAGAUUGAAACACAAUGUGUAUAGCGGAAGCUUAGAUGGACGGUCAGAAUUGGACAACUUAGCGCGCAGGCGUGUAGGAAAUCAGUUUAAUCACGGAUGGGCACCGUGUCUAGGUACUUACGCAUUGCAGUGGACGUUGAACCACGUUGUCCAGUAAACGUAUUUUGCUUAUAGUCGACGUGUCAGCAAAAACGUGGAUUCAAUCUUGUACGUUGUGUGGGCAAAUUAUCAUUGUGCUUUUAC
Molecule: messenger RNA, 2915 nt
Organism: Klebsormidium nitens
Lineage: Eukaryota; Viridiplantae; Streptophyta; Klebsormidiophyceae; Klebsormidiales; Klebsormidiaceae
Source: the annotation of a GenBank genome assembly